Hippocampus comes (tiger tail seahorse) is the source of this 3535-nucleotide messenger RNA. It is a transcript of the gene ift80, whose product is annotated as intraflagellar transport 80 homolog (Chlamydomonas). Gene Ontology annotation, biological process: cilium assembly. Gene Ontology annotation, cellular component: cilium; intraciliary transport particle B; centrosome. Bases 626 to 2959 code for a protein of 777 amino acids. Gene Ontology annotation, molecular function: protein binding. Lineage: Eukaryota; Metazoa; Chordata; Actinopteri; Syngnathiformes; Syngnathidae. The record is from RefSeq and is a predicted model, not a curated record. The transcript has 20 exons.
CGCAAACCAAAAGCAUUGGUUCAGAAAGCUCGAAACGCCGCUGCAGUUUAAACUUACAACUUGAUAUUGAUGUUCAUUUUUUUCCACAUGUUGUUGUCUUAUUGAAAACUUGGAUCUUGCAUCGUUUACGUUGAAAUGUUCGCUUGUUUAUGUGAGCCAAAAGUUAAUACCCCAGUCGUCUCUACACCCCAUAUACUUAUGUUUUAUUAUUUUACGUGCGUUUUUUACGCGUGUAUUCAACUCUAAUUUAAAUGCAGAUAUUUUAGAUAAAUAGUAUAUGUGUCACUUUUUCGAAAUGUCCGUUGUCAAGGAAGUCAUUUUGAACUCUCGCGAGAUUUCAGACCGUGAAACUGAGCCAGAUGAAUGGCUGCCGACCAAGACGAUUGCAAAUUGAGUCAGAAAGCUCGACCUCUUCACUGUACAACUUUUUUUCUGGACUACUUGUGACUCGGGGAUCGACUGCUGUCUUCGGUGACAUUUUUUUAAUGAUGGAACGAUGGCCAUUUUAAACGGAAGACCGCGCCAACGUUAGUAUAACGUCACAGCCGAGGCUUCACCAACAUAAGAGGAUUUGGUAUUCGCAACAGAGUCAGUUUCACGGGGAAUAACGACACAGACGUCUACAAUGCGAUUGAAAACAUCGCUACUGAAGGAACCUAAACAUAAAGAAUUAGUAAGCUGCGUUGGCUGGACCACGGCCGAUGAGUUGUACUCUUGCAGUGAAGACCACCAGAUCCUCAGGUGGAACCUUCUGACCAGCGAGACCAGUCUGGUGGUCAUAUUGCCAGAGGACUUCUACCCCAUUGACCUGCACUGGUUUCCCAAGACGGUUGGGGGCAAGAAGCAAACGCCGGCUGAGAUUUUUGUUCUGACCAGCACUGAUGGGAAGUUCCACCUUGUGUCCAAGACGGGGCGCAUUGAGAAGAGUGUUGAGGCUCACAAAGGAGCCGUUUUAGCAGGCAGGUGGAACCAUGAUGGGACUGCCCUCAUCACAGCUGGAGAAGAUGGGCAGAUCAAGAACUGGUCCAAAAGUGGCAUGCUGCGUUCGACACUAGCCACCCAAGGGUCUCCCGUGUAUUCUGUGGUAUGGGGCCCAGAUUCCGAGAGGAUCCUCUAUACAUCAGGUCGACACCUGGUCAUAAAACCUCUGCAACCCAGCGCUAAAGUCAUACAGUGGAAGGCGCACGAUGGGGUCAUUCUGAAAGUGGACUGGAACUCAGUCAAUGACCUCAUACUGUCGGGAGGAGAGGACUGUAAAUAUAAGGUGUGGGACAGCUUUGGCCGCUUGCUUUACUUCUCGCUGGCGUAUGACUACCCAGUCACCUCUUUGUCCUGGGCUCCAGAUGGAGAAGUGUUUGCCGUGGGCUCCUUCAACACUCUGCGACUCUGUGACAAAACUGGGUGGUCCUACGCUUUGGAGAAACCCAACACGGGCAGCGUGUUCAGCCUGGCCUGGUCUGCUGACGGCACGCAGGUGGCUGGGGCCUGCGGGAAUGGCCAUGUCAUCUUUGCCAAUGUGGUGGAGCAGCACUGGGAGUGGAACAACUUUAUGAUCACCCUUACCAAGAGGAAAACCAUGCAGGUGAGGAAUGUGAUGAACGAUGCGGUGGACGUGUUGGAGUUCAGAGAUCGAGUCAUCAAAGCCUCGCUGGCUUUCGGGCACCUCGUAGUCGCCACAUCUCUUCAGUGCUACAUCUACAACACACGGAACUGGAACACUCCCCUCAUAUUUGACCUGAAGGAGGGAACAGUCAGCCUCAUUCUGCAAGCAGAGAGGCAUGCUCUUCUGGUGGAUGGGGCAGGGUUGUAUAUAUUCUCCUAUGAGGGCCGACUCAUCUCCUCCCCUAAAUUUCCCGGUAUGAGGGCUGACAUGCUAAAUGCUCAGUGUGUCUCUCUCAGUAACGACACCAUCGCCAUCCGUGACAAGAGUGAUGAAAAAGUCAUCCUUCUCUUUGACGCCUUGACCGGCAAACCUCUUGGUGACGGGAAGUCUUUGACUCACAAGCUGGAGGUGGUGGAGAUAGCUCUGGAUCAAUGCGGCCCGUCCACCGAAAGGAAGAUCGCUUUGAUCGACAAGAAUCGUGACCUUUACCUCACUUCUGUGCGUUACCUCGGACGUGAGCCCAAAAUCUGCAAAAUUGGUAGUAUGAUUCACAGCAUGGCCUGGAACAAUGCGGCAAACAUUCUGUGUGGUGUCCAAGACAAUCAGUUCACAGUGUGGUACUACCCAAGUGCUGUCUUCAUCGACAAGGAGCUGCUUCCCAAAACACUUUACACAAAGGAUGGCAGCGAGUUCAGCCAUGCACCCCACAUUCUAAGCUACGUGGACACCAAGGUUCGAUUGCGGCAAAGAGACGGUUCCUUGCUUUACACCAGCGUGCCUCCAUACGCCGUGCUACUCCACGAAAACAGCAGCUCAGCACGCUGGGAGGACGCACUUCGCCUCUGCCGCUUUGCCAAGGAACAGUCUUUGUGGGCAUGUCUGGCUGCCAUGGCGAUAGCCAACAGAGAGCUGACCACAGCGGAGAUGGCCUACGCUGCCAUUAGAGAGUUACCGCGAGUGCAUUACAUCAAUUUCAUCAAGCAACAGCCGUCCAAGGAGUCGUCUUUGGCCCACCUGCUGCUGUUCAGCGGGCAGGUCCAAGAGGCAGAGGCCACUCUGUUACAAGCUGGACUUAUCUAUCAGGCCAUACAAGUCAACAUUGAUCUAUUCAACUGGGAGAGGGCUCUUGAGCUGGCAGUCAAACACAAGACCCACGUAGACACCGUGCUGGCCUAUCGGGAGAAGUUCCUGCUGACAUUUGGCAGGAAGGAGACCAAUAAGAGGUUCCUGCAAUACGCAAAAGGGGUUGAGGUGGAUUGGGAAAAAAUCCAAGCCAAGAUCGAGAUGGAGUUGUCCAAGGAGAGAGCGAAAGCUGCUAACGCGUCUGUCAGGAGCAGCUUGGCCCAGCGACGUUAAUUGUCAAAAGGAACCUUCUCAUUUCCUUCAAGAUAAAUCACAAGGCCCGGGCUGUCGAGUAAAAAAACCAAGAGCCCAAUUUUUCUGACUGAUAUCUAACAAACGGAGGAAAAAAACAGCUGACGUAUUUAGGAAUUAUUGCAAAACUGGACAUGAAUGAUUCUUGUCCAGUCCGAAGCUUUUCUUUGAAUUCAUUGUACUCGUAAUACAGCCCCAGUAAGAUGGGCACGCACAGACAUUUGCACAUAUCGCUUUUCACGUACUCCUGACAUUUCCGCAGGAAAAACACCAUUGUAGCCUUCCUCCUUCCUCUCAUAUCACGUCCGAUAUUUCACACUCGUCAUUGAUCUUAACAGUCUGUCUCAUUUCGUAAGUUAGUCGUGUUUGGAAUGUGUUUAUAGAAUAUGAUUUUUACAGUUUAUAAACAAGAAACAAAACAUAAAAAAAAUUGUGUUACUUCUUUAUAAGUUGUCCCUGUAUUCUUGCAUGUAAUUCCUAUAUUUUUUUAUAUUCGGAAUGAUAAUCUUCAUCUUUAACAAAUAUUUCACAAUAAAAGUGCCCAAGUGCUCUUUUUUC